Molecule: messenger RNA, 1470 nt
Organism: Hirsutella rhossiliensis
Lineage: Eukaryota; Fungi; Ascomycota; Sordariomycetes; Hypocreales; Ophiocordycipitaceae
Product: glycosyl hydrolase family 47 protein
Exons: 6
Coding region: 1-1470 (489 amino acids)
Biological process (GO): carbohydrate metabolic process; N-glycan processing
Cellular component (GO): endoplasmic reticulum; Golgi membrane
Molecular function (GO): calcium ion binding; mannosyl-oligosaccharide 1,2-alpha-mannosidase activity
Source: RefSeq, a predicted model, not a curated record
AUGCGGUUCACUACCGGCUCCCUUUUGCUCCUCGAGCUGGCCACCACCGUGCUGGCCGUUCCAGAAAAAGCCGAGGCCGUCAAGCGCGCCUUCGAGAUCUCGUGGGAGGGCUACUACAACUACUCGUUCCCCCACGACACUCUGCACCCAGUGAGCAACGGGUUCGAGGAUGACCGGAACGGCUGGGGAGUGACGGUGGUGGAUGCUCUCUCGACGGCCAUUAUCAUGGGCGAGACGGGCAUCAUCCACCGGAUGCUGGAUCACAUCGCCAAGAUCGACUUCACCACCACGGCGAGGCCUGACGACCGGAUCUCGCUCUUCGAGACCAACAUCCGCUAUCUCGGCGGCCUAAUCUCUGGUUACGACCUGCUCAAGGGCCCGAUGAGGAACCUCAAACUUGACUCUCGCAAGGUGCAAACACUCCUGAAGCAGGCCGAGAGCCUCGCCGACACUCUCAGCUUUGCGUUUGACACUCCGAGCGGCAUCCCGGACUCGGCCGUCUUUCUCAAUCCUUCCAAACGCACCAGCGGCAGCAACGAGAACAGCCUCGCCGAGGCCGGCACGCUUGUGCUGGAGUGGACGCGGCUCAGCGACCUGACAGGCAACCCCAACCCCGAGCCCUGGCCCGGCCUGGUCGGCAAUACGUUGUCAACGGCGGACGGCAGCUUCCUGAACAGCGACGGCGGCUGGUCGGGCGGCACGGACAGCUUCUACGAGUAUCUCAUGAAGAUGUACCAGUACGACCCCGAGGCCUAUGGCGAAUACAAGGAGAGAUGGGUGCUGGCGGCGGACUCGACCAUGAAGCACCUGGCAUCGCACCCGACGAGUCGCAAGGACUUGACGUAUCUGUCACAGUUUUCUGGGCAGACCCUGGAUCCCGUUUCGACUCAUUUGGCAAGCUUCGCCGGAGGCAGCUUCAUCCUUGGCGGCGUUGUCCUGAACGAAGCCAAGUACAAGAAGUUUGGGCUCGAGCUGGCCGAGUCGUACUUUAACAAUUAUCGUCAGUCUCCCUCGGGCAUCGGGCCUGAGGUGUUUAGCUGGGUCGACGCGACGCUGCCCCGGGGAGGCGGCAACAACAACCCGCCCCAGUCGCAGCGCCAAUUUUACGAGAAGUCGGGCUUCUACACGACGGCGGGCUCGUACAUUCUGCGGCCCGAGACGCUUGAGAGCAUAUACUACGCGUACAGACUCACGGGCGACGACAAGUGGCAGAAAAUGGCGUGGCAGGCGUUUGGGAGCAUCAGCAAGGCGUGCCGGACGGGCAGCGGGUACGCGGAGCUCCGCGACGUGAUGCAGCCCGAUGGCGGGGGCUUCUACGACCAGAUGCAGAGCUUCUGGAUGGCCGAGACGCUCAAGUACCUGUACCUGAUAUUUGCGGACGAGUCCGAGGUGCAGCUGCAGCUGCAGGGCGGCGCCAAGAGCAAGUUUGUGUUCAACACCGAGGCGCAUCCCCUCCGGAUUCGCGGGUGA